Molecule: messenger RNA, 2709 nt
Organism: Diospyros lotus (date-plum)
Lineage: Eukaryota; Viridiplantae; Streptophyta; Magnoliopsida; Ericales; Ebenaceae
Exons: 2
Coding region: 1838-2488 (216 amino acids)
Source: RefSeq, a predicted model, not a curated record
AAUGUGUGGAAGGUCAAGGGUUAACCUUCGAGGUCCUUAGGCUAUGCAAAUGAUUUAGUCGAGAGUGGGGUAUGGGCAUGAAUCUAAGGGUGCACGCGAGAAAAAGAGGAAUGCGAAAAUGUAAAUUUAGGAUAGAUGAGCAUUGUAUGUGAUUGCAUUACCAUGACAUGUCUUAUCAAGAAUUUAUUCUCAUGCCAUUUUAAUGUUCUAGAUCAUGCGAGGGAUGGGAAGGAAGACCAACUUGGGGCUAGACAAAGGGUGAAAGUUGUAUGGCCAUGCAGUACUGUUGAAACAUUUCAUAGUAUGUUCAGUAGCUUGUUGAUGUAUUAGAGCUAUACAUGAGAUAUAUAGAAUGAGAACAUUGCGAUUGUUAGUGUUAAAAAGGAAUUUUGAAGAGAAUAGAACUCCUUAACUUUAUUCUGUGUGUAAGCUAAUCUAUAUAUACAAGAGAGCUCCUAAUAAUUCUCCUAAAAACUAGGAUUAGAUUACAAACCUAAUUAGUAGGACUAGAUUACAACAAUAGCUUUAUAAUUUACAAAUUUACAUAGGAGAUUAAAAACUUAAAACAAAUAAAGCUUUAGUUCUUAUCUUCUCGGCUCCUUAUCCUCUUCUAUUCAAUCGCCAACUAUUCAAACUUUAAACUUCAAUUGUUGACACUCCCCCUCAAGAUUGAGAAUAGAUAUCCCAUUCCAAGCUUGCUAGUCAUCCUUUGAUACACGGCUACGGGUAACCCUUUAGUUAGAAUAUCUGUAAGCUGUUCACAAGAUGAUAUAUACGGGGUACAAAUCAAACCACUAUCCAAUUUUUCUUUGAUAAAAUGUUUGUCCACUUCAACAUGCUUAGUUCUAUCAUGUUGGAUUGGAUUGUGAGUAAUAUUUAUUGCUAACUUCUUGUCACAAUAGAGUCUCAUAGGUGCUUCCAAAGUGAUUUUCAAGUCAUCUAGUAAUAUUUUUGUUGAAAUAUGAUAAAUUCAAUAAUUCCUCCAAUCUCUGUAAAAUCUAGGAGGACAUAAGAUCUUAUCUAUCUCUAAAGUUUAGGAAGUUUGUUAUUAGAUAUGUUGUUGUAUUUGUAUUUUAAAUGAGUUUGUUUGUAUUUUAAAUUUCCUAGAUUGUAGGAACUUUAGUCUAUUUAAACAUCUUAUGGUAUAAUCAAAGUGUGGGACGGAAGUAGGUUUUCUCUUCCGAGAUCUUCCAAUCCAGACUUUGUUCUUAUUAUUUGUUCCAAUUUUUCAACAUAGUAUCAGAGCCUUCAUUCUGCUCUUAGAAUCUCAUCGUGCCUUCAUUGCACUCUUGCCUCUCGGUCCUUAUUUCCUUCCCUAAGCCUUCAUUGCCCUCUCUUGGUUUUCUUGGUACUAAGGAUGUCGGGAAUCUCGGAUAUUAAUCCUGGUUUAGCUACUGGUGAGUCAGAACCAGAUCUGAUUACUGGAACAAUUGGAAGUGGAGGAACCUUCCCUGGUUCGGGUAGUGGAGAACUGCUGGGCAUGCAUGUAUCCUACAGAUUGGAUGGCAAGAAUUACCUCCAAUGGGCGCAACUUGUUCGAACUUUUCUGGAAGGACGGGGGAAGCUAGGACAUCUCACUGCUUCGCCACCAAAGUCUACUGAUCCAGCCUUCCCUACAUGGGAUAUCGAGGACUCUCUUAUCAUGUCAUGGCUAUGGAAUGCCAUGCAACCUGAGGUUAGUAAAAACUAUAUGUUUUUAGAUUCAGCCAAGGCUAUUUGGGACACCAUUAGGCAGACUUAUUCCAAGGUAUAGGAUGCUUCGGUUAUAUUUGAUAUCAAAACAAAGAUUAAUAGUACUAGACAAGGAUCUCUAACUGUUACUGAGUACUUUAACAAGAUGAAUGGCCUUUGGUUAGAGCUAGAUCAAUAUCAAGAAAUCAAGAUGAUAUGCAGUGAUGAUGCUGCCACACUCAGCCGAAUCAUUGAAAGAGAUAGGAUUGUGGAAUUCUUAGCUGGAUUAAAUGCUGAAUUUGAUCAAGUUAGGAUUCAGAUCUUUGGAAGGGAGAAGCUACCAUCCCUGAAUGAAGUCUUUGCUAUGGUAAGGAGUGAAGAAAACCGAAGGGGAGUCAAGUUGAAUGAAAGUGGAAUCGAAGGAUCAGCCAUGGUGACAGCAAGAAAGGAUGGGACGCGGUUCAGAGCGGGUAAACCAGAAGCAAAGAAUCGUGAGGGACUAUGGUGUAGUUUCUGCAACAAGCCUAGGCAUACUCGAGAUAAUUGCUUCAAACUUCAUGGCAAGGAGGCUGUGUUAAAGAAGAUGGGAGGUUUCAAAAAUAUGGCAGCACAAAAACAGGCUUACAUAUCUACCAAAGAACAGUACGAGGAAGGAGAAACAACCAGUAAGAUAGAAUCAAAUUCAAGUACUGAUCUUGCACAACUUGAUGGUGAGGAAAUUAACAAACUUAAGGCUUUUCUUAAGACUAUCAACAAUGGGAACUGUGUUUUCGCCCAGCAAGGCCCUGAAGACCGGGAAGAUGAUUGGUGCAGCUAGGGUACAGCAUGGGCUGUAUUUUCUGGAAAGAAAAGGAGAGGAACCUUCGGCUGGAAAUCAAGUCUUUGAGACUGCUGCAUUCUCUCAUUUUUCAUCUAACCACACUGCUCAUGUUUGGCUGCAACAUUACAGAUUUGGUCAUCCCCCAUUCCCUAUUCUAAAAACAAUGUUUCCUUCUUUGUUUCAGUCCUUAGACCUUAGUGAAUUUCAGUGUGAUGUGU